AAGUGUUGAAAAUAACACCCCCUGUUCCAAUUUCCUAACGUGAAAGCUAAACAAAACAAACGGGGUUUCAGAAGAAAGUAACUUGCAAAACCCAAACUAGAAAAACAAAUCAAAGCUUAGACUUUCAGUUUGAGGUGGUGACUCACUGAGUCUUCACUCGUAGCUUUUUAACAAGGUUUUCAUAUAUGUCAAGUUGUUUUUUUUUUGUUAUUUUAAGGUUUUAAAAAACCAUUGUUUGACUCAAAAAGCAGAGGAGAGUGGGGACUGGGGAAUAGGGAGUGAUGGUGAAGUGGAUCUGAAAGUUGAAAAUUUUCAGUAGGUAGAGCCCAAAGCUAUCAUCUUUGAAUCAAAGGGUGAUCAAAUGCUUUAGCGCUUUGGUUUGGUUUUCCUGUCUUCCGACACACUAGGACAAUGACGCACCCUUCUUUCCACAAGCUUCUUCUACCCUCCACUCUCCAACCCAAACAACUGAAGACUGGUUGAGUGGUUGUGAAGAAAAGUCAGAAAAUUUCUUUUGGGACAAGGUCUUGGGAUUUUGGAAGACAGAGUUCUUUGUGUUGGCUCACUCGAUAUUAGUGUAGAACAUGAAGUCAAUAAAGUGUGAUUGGUUAAUUUUAUGUCUUUUUUCAACAGUGUUCUCACUUAGGCUUCCAGAUGAUUUUAUGAGGAAAUAUGGGGGUGAACUUUCUCCAAUUGUUACCCUCUCUGUUCCUGAUGGUAGUGUCUGGCGUGUAGGGUUGAAAAAGGCAGACAACAAGUAUUGGUUCCGUGAUGGUUGGCAAGAGUUUAUUCAGCACUAUUCCAUUGGCGUAGGAUACUUGUUGGUUUUCAGAUACGAAGGAAAGUCAGGUUUCAAUGUUCAUGUUUUUAAUUUGGCUACUUCUGAGAUAAACUAUCAAUCAGCCAUACGAUGCAGUAAUGAAGGGCCUCACUUUGCAAAUCUUCUUAAAUUUUUUGAAGAAAUGGAUGAUGAAGAUUCCAUUGAAAUCUUGGAUUCAUCACCUUCCCAUCUUGCUCCAAGUUCAUUGCAAAGAGUUCUUGCUUGUUCAGUAGAUAAAAUGUCGCCUGCAAAGAGUUAUACACCUCCAGCAUUACAGAAUCUGUUCAAUGGAUCUAAACUUAAUAGCAUAAACUGGGGAGAGGGUGGUGAUGCGCAUUGUUCCAAAAGUGCCAAUUCACUGGAUAAUCGAUUCACCAGAGACAUAGGAGUUCAAUUUAACGCAGUCGAGUUUAAAAGAUCUACUGAAGAAUUGAAACUACGUGCUUCCAUGGAGGAAAGGAUGAAAAAAACUGCAAGAAAGAAGCGGAAAUCAGGUCUUGAUGGACAGGAAGCCUCUGCUGAGCAAGAAGAGGAAGUUGACAUGCGCUUCAGAUUUUAUGAAAGUGCUUCUGCAAGAAAAAGAACUGUGACAGCAGAAGAAAGAGAGAGGGCCAUCAGUGCAGCGAAAGCAUUUGAACCACCUAAUCCUUUCUGCAGGGUUGUCCUAAGGCCCUCCUACCUAUACAGGGGAUGCAUAAUGUAUCUGCCAUCCUGUUUUGCAGAAAAGCAUUUGAAUGGAGUUUCUGGGUUUAUUAAACUUCAGAUUUCUAAUGGGAGACAGUGGCCAGUUCGCUGCCUUUAUAGGGUAGGUAGAGCCAAGUUAAGCCAGGGGUGGUUUGAAUUUUCAUUAGAGAACAAUUUAGGGGAAGGUGAUGUGUGUGUGUUUGAGCUUCUUAGAAUGAAAGAAGUAGUGCUGCAAGUUACCAUCUUUCGCAUUACUGAGGAAGUGGGAAUGUUGAAGCCUCCUCCUUCCCAGCAGAACCAAAACAUGAGCUCAGCUAAACUGCUGAACAAUCCCUUGCAGCAACAUCUUAGUUCAACUCAAAUGGUUAGAAAUUAGCAGCAGCUUCAUCACUUAUAGCUCAGCUGUAUCAAAUAAUCCCUUGCUUAUGUCUGGAACUCAGAUGCACUUUCUCUCCAACAUGUCAGGGUGACUUCAUUGGAACAUAGUUAUUAUAGUUUUGAUACUUUUCACUCAUUCCUCUUCUUUUGACUUGGGUUGUAAAUAGAUUGUUCAAUCUAGCUCAUCAGAAACCGAGUCAAUGUUUUUCC
Molecule: messenger RNA, 2092 nt
Organism: Vigna radiata var. radiata (mung bean)
Lineage: Eukaryota; Viridiplantae; Streptophyta; Magnoliopsida; Fabales; Fabaceae
Product: B3 domain-containing transcription factor VRN1
Exons: 5
Coding region: 585-1880 (431 amino acids)
Molecular function (GO): DNA binding
Source: RefSeq, a predicted model, not a curated record